Molecule: messenger RNA, 3026 nt
Organism: Cornus florida
Lineage: Eukaryota; Viridiplantae; Streptophyta; Magnoliopsida; Cornales; Cornaceae
Exons: 10
Coding region: 392-2731 (779 amino acids)
Source: RefSeq, a predicted model, not a curated record
AUUGAAUAAUUUUUUUUAUUAAAACUGAUGUGGUAUGUUGUUAUUGGAACACAUGAGAAGUGAGUAGGAUGAAGCUACUUACCGGUUAGUAGUUAAGUAUUAUUCAAAAUUAAAAAUAAAAAAUAAAAAAGAAAUUUACCAAUCUGUCCCUAGAUUCCGCUUAUCUGAUUUGUUUGUCCGGGGAGGGAGAGAGAGUACUUUCUAACGGCUACUUACAGAUGUGUUUAAAGAUCUCUCUUUUUUUGUCCAAAACACACACCAUAAACAAACAAAGAAAAGCGACCCUCUCUCUCCUCUUACUCUUCUCACACACUCAACCACCCACCUCCUCCACCACGCUCCGCCACCACCACUCACCUAAUUCCAAACUCUCUCUCUCUAAUCGUGAGAAAUGGAGGAGGAAUCUCAAUUGUCAAAGCAGAUUGUCAGCAACGAAGACGGAGGAGCGGCAGGAGAGGACGAGGAGUUCUACGAGAAGAUUGAGGCACCCAAGUUCGUCGACUUCACCGUCUCCGAUCCUUACCGUCCCGACGAUCGCUACUGGUUCUGCUCCCGAGUCGGAUGUGAUCUAAAGCAUGAAGAAGAAAUGGACCCUGAAGCAAUCUACAAAAAUUUUGUUCUUCGGGUCAUGGCAGCAAGAAGUCCCAAUAUUCGACUUCGAAAAGCACUUAAUAGAAAAGCUCCAAGUGCAAAUGCAAAAUGCCCACUUUCAGCACCUGCAAAACCUUCAAAAUCAAGAUUCGCAUUAAUUUCUUCAAUUCCUCAAAAGAUGGUUAAACCUCUUCCUAAGCUUAGUUCAACACCCCAUGCCAAGACAAAGCAAGUUGCUGCUAAGUAUUUAACUACUCCUAGGAACAAAAAAUGCCUUCCAAAUCCAAACUCAUUUUGUAGUGUUCAGAACCUGAAACCAACCAUUGUUGAAGUGCCCAAGAAUAGAAUGGUAGUGAAGGCUUUGGUCUUUAACUCUCCGAAGAAAGGCAUUUGUGUGAAAACUUCGGUGGAAUUGAAAACCCCUUUAUCGAAGAUCUGUGAAGGGAUGAAGAAGCUUGAGAUAACCAGCCAAAGGAAGCGCGUAUUGGGGUAUUCUUACAAAUCAUCAAAAGACAUUAGACGCAAUCCUAAGAAAUCGUUGCCUCUAGAUCCUUCAGGACGACAACUAAAUGCCUGCAAGGAUAAAACCAGGCUUAAGGAUUCGUUACACCGUCAAAAUUUGAAGGACCAGGAAGCCAAAUCCUUACGAGGUAUGAAGAGAGAGAGCAAAGGGAAGUUCAACAAUCACUGCAGCUCUGUGCCUAAGGAAAUGGUUGAAAUUGACUCCAGUGAUAUGGAGAUUGAUGUAAAAUCAAGGGAUGGUUCUACAAUACCUAGUUCAAGGAUUAAUAAACACUAUGAACUUGAGGAGCAUUUGACAAAUUCUACUCAAGAAGAAGCCAUUAAUUCCUUGGAGGCGCCACCAUCGACAGAGAAUUCAGAUGCAGUGUCAUCAGAUGACUCAAAAGAGGCGCGGUCAUCAGAAGAGAAUUCAGAUGCGCUGUUAUCAGAUCACUCAGGAGGUGAAAUGAAUACCCAAUCAAAUUCUGACGAAAGAGACCUAGAAGAAAAUGGUCUCCCCAAAGUUCAAGCUCCAAAUGGAGAGGGUGAUGAAGGCAGUGAAGGAAAUGACCAAGAAAAGAAAAUGAAAUCAAGUUCAGAGCACGCAUUGAGCUCUAGAGAUCAUCUAGCUGAAAAUCAACCUUCAGAAGUGGCAGGGCAUGAGAGUGAAGCCAUGGACAGCGAUGAUAAAGAAAAUGCUUUAGUAGCUUCUGAUGAUAACAGAAAUUUUGAUCAUAAUAACAACAACAAUUGCGGAACAAAAAUUCUUGGCAGGCAGGAGACGUCUGAAAACACUAAAAAGGUGGUUGCUCUGAUGGUGGAGAAGAAUUUAAAAGAAGGGCUCACUACUACCGGCGCUAGUGCUCAAGAAGUGAAGUAUAGAAAACCAAAGACAACCCACCCCAAACCUUUCAGGCUGAGAACUGACGAAAGAGGGAUUCUUAAGGAAGCAAACUUUGAGAGAAAAAAUCAUUUUCUAGCUCCUCAGAAAGAAGUUGCAGUAGUUCCAAAAUUCUCCAGUGGAAACUCACAGAAAAGGCAAGGAGGACAUGAUAUCCAAAGGAAUGAAAAGUGCCUUGAACAACAAAAAUGUGGCAAUGAUACACAUGAAGGGAGUGAAAAAGAGCUAGAGGAAAAUAUUCAGAAGGUUGAAUGUAAAAGCAAAUCAGGACUGAAGAUUUCAAAAGGUCAAGUGCGACCAAGAAUAUCUAUGUUAACACCACAGAGAUGCUCUGCUUUGACACACCAGCAAUCUAUACCGGUUAUUUCCCAUCUUGAAGAUGGCAAGGAUAGCAUGUCUAAAAAAUCAGAGAACCACCGCUUAAGAAAGACAAAAUCUUCUUCAUUGGAGCGACAACUUAUUAGGCCUCAACGGGUUGCAUCAACCAAGAAGGCAUUGAUUUCUCACAUGACACUGGGUCAACAACUAGGUGUGAUAAAGGAAACUUCAUCUACAAUCUCAAGACCCAAGGAAGCAGGAAAGCUGAGUGAGAGUUGUACUCCACCAGCAACCAAAGCUAUUGCUUCUGUUGCUUCUUCCAGGGUAUCAUCACAGAGAAGAAGGCCUGCAACUAUUCCAAAGAAGCCAAACUUUCACAAUGUCCAUGUACCAAAGAGUUGCGCAAGGAAAGCGACUUAGGUUUUCAUCAUAAUUUACUCCUAGAUCCAGUGUAUCAUAUUCUGUUUUGUUGUUCAAUUAUUUAUUGAAUCCUUACGCUGGCUUGAAUUUGGUUAAGCAGCUGGGUUUUUUCUUUUUCAGUAAAAGAUUGAUCUUUGGGAGCCCCCUCAGGUUUUAGUGUUCCCAAAUCAUUUAUUGUAUCCAUAAAUUUGAAGAAAUGCAAUGCAUUUCGUUCUUUCUUCCGCUUUUGCGCUAAGAAAAUUGUAUUUUAGCAAUCAACAAAGUUAUGAAUAGUGUGUCAAAUAUUUUUUGAUCA